This is a messenger RNA of Pseudogymnoascus verrucosus, 1404 nucleotides long. RefSeq lists its product as uncharacterized. Lineage: Eukaryota; Fungi; Ascomycota; Leotiomycetes; Thelebolales; Thelebolaceae. The transcript has a single exon. Gene Ontology annotation, molecular function: hydrolase activity. The record is from RefSeq and is a predicted model, not a curated record. The coding region runs from base 335 to 1306 and encodes 323 amino acids.
CACAAAUUUCCACAAAAUGGGACAAAUAAUCAAGAGUUUGCCGCCUAUUUGAACUACUAUACAAUAUUUCUAUGCCAAUUUGAGAAGAUCAUGUUAUGUCUGGAUUUCAAAUAAUCAUCUCCAACUAUGGUCCCUUGACGCCAAACAACUAAAGCUUGGAUUGUUUGGUCGUUCCCCGAACGUUGCUGAAGGAUCGUACAGAAAGUUCAAACGGCAUUCCAGAAUCCCAACUGCAUUUACUGCACUAGGCUCUCAGUAUCUGACCACUCGCUGGACGAACUUCUUCUGCGAGCCCCACCGCAAGCUAGGAAUUCUCCAUCAAUCCUCAACCAUAAUGGACAGCUCAACGGAGACAAAAAAGUCACCCUUCACCCCAAACUUAACCGAAGUCCUGUCUUCGAUUCCUUGUGUUCCAGAUCUCAGCCACAAGAGGAACCUCGCAUCGCACCGUAAACUGUUCGAAUGGACACCAGAACAGGCAUUCACUGAUCCUCAGAUCUCGCACGUGGAGAAACGAAUUCCUGGUCCUGACGGUGACAUCGCAUUGACUAUCCUCCGAAAAAAAGGUCCCAGAUCAACAAGUCGGCCCGGAAUUUACUUCCUUCACGGAGGUGGACUGGUAAUGGGAACGCGAUAUACCUUCCUGCAAGCCGUGUUCGAAUGGGUAAAGCAGAUCGACGCGGUCGUAAUCUCUGCCGAGUACAGAUUGGCACCAGAGCAUCCAUCUCCAGCAGGGUUCGAGGACGCGUAUGUUGGCUUCCAAUGGACGGCAGAUCAUGCAGCGGAGCUUGAUAUUAAUCCGAAGAAGCUGUUGAUUGCCGGUGCUUCUGCUGGAGGCGGUCUUGCAGCAGCUGUUGCGCUCAAGGCACGUGAUGACAAAGGUCUAGAACCGUGCGGACAGCUAUUACUCUAUCCAAUGCUGGAUGAUCGCUGUGCUACGAAAUCGAUGGAACAAUUUUCUACGGAUGGCACGUGGACAGGUGUAGCGUCCAAGGCAGCGUGGGACUUGGUGCUUCCUGGAAGGCGAGGAAGUGAUAAGGUCAAUGUUUAUGAGGCGCCAGGACGGGCCAUCGACCUGAGUGGACUCCCACCAACUUUUAUCGAGGUUGCUUCUACUGAACCGUUUAGAGAUGAGUGCGUAAAUUAUGCGAGUAAUUUGUGCAUAAAUGGGGUAGAAACCGAGCUUCAUCUGUGGCCUGGAAUUUUUCAUUCCUCUGAGGUGUUCGCGCCAGAUGCAUAUCAGUCUCAAGGUGCGUUUGCGACGAGACUAGCUUGGGUCAAGGAAUUGCUGCUCGAGCGAGAUUAAUCCUGUAUUGAUUCCUAAUCCAACAUGUUAAAUUCCUUAUGCGGAAUUAAUAGGUUUCUUUUGACCUCAGUUAUUCAAAAUAGGAAAUAUAAAGCAAU